Molecule: messenger RNA, 3311 nt
Organism: Heterocephalus glaber (naked mole-rat)
Lineage: Eukaryota; Metazoa; Chordata; Mammalia; Rodentia; Bathyergidae
Gene: Cfap299
Product: cilia and flagella associated protein 299
Source: RefSeq, a predicted model, not a curated record
UGGGGUUGACCAGUCCAGUCCUCAGGCUGCUGUCGCUAAGGACGCUUCGGCCCCAGCAACAGCGAUGGACCAGGACGAGGGACUGGCCAGUGUAGACAACAUAGUCACACAGUUCAACACCUAUGAGGAUUUCCUCGACUCGCAGAUCACCACUGUGGACCUGUACUACCUGGAGGAUGAAAGCUUGGCCCACCAGUUGGUGGAGCUAGGCUACCGGGGGACUGGAGAGAUUCUGAAAAGAGAAGAUUUUGAAGCAAGGAAGGCAGCUGUAGAGAUAGCAAGACUGGCUGAAAGAACUCAGAAAAAAACACUGACAAGUGCUGGUAAAGACCUGCAAGAUAAUUUCCUGAAGGCCCUGGCUGUGAGAGAAGAAGACAAUCGCAAUGGGAAAGUGAGCUCUGUGAUCUUCAUUCGUGACAAAAAUUCUUAUGGACAAGAAGUGUCAGGAUACAUUGACUAUGCUGACAGACUAAAGACUGAAGAUUUUGAAGUCUACUUUAGCGGAAAAAGAAGACUCUUUCCAAGGCCCACAGAUCUGAGCUUUUACAACUGGGACAGUCGGGUGGCUGUUUGUAAUUCAAGUCCCAAUUAUCAAGUGAUUGAUGAUAAUCCAGAUGGCUUACUUUUCAAAUAUAAAAAAGACAGAAAAAUUCUCAAUGUGGACCCAAAGGAUCAUCCAGGAGACAACUCUACCCGAAUCUCUAUCCAGACAGACCUCUACAUACAAGCUGUCAUUUUUGACCACAUCUCCAGAAGGAAGACUUAAGCAUCAACAUCCUAGAUGUUGAUUCCUUAUUGCUUGCUAAUUUUAGACAAAUUCUGUAGUUAGCAGCAAAUUAGAAUCAUAAAUGAGUAUUAUAGCUGGAAGGCAAAUUAAAAUAAUAAAAGUUAAUGGAAUUAGAAAGAAAAUGUUAAUUUGCUUUAUUGUAUAGCUAGCCUACCUCUUGAUCUGAUUUGAGGUUUUUCUUUCUUUUUUUUCUUAAAUCCUGAACACUGAGGCUGAUUGCAACAGUUCAUGGAAGAGAAUCUUGUUGCCACUUCAAAGAUACACUAAUGAGUGACAUAUUUUGUAGCUCAGAUUUUCCAAAACAAAAAUGUUCCAGGUCCCAGUGUUGCCAAAUCCAGUGGACCUAACAUUAUGCCAUGUGGCAGUGCUGGCAGUGCUGGAUCCUGAAAUCACUAAAUAUUGAUAAGGGGCCCCAAAUGAGAAGACAGGCAUAGGAAACACUAUAUGAAUACAAAGUUUUCAAUAAAUACUAAAUGAGUAAGUAAAAUCUGAAAUAUUCUAUGAAAUGAAUGAAAGGUUUGAUGCACUUAUGGGUCUACCAACAUGAAUCUCGUGACAAUGAAACUGAAGAGAUGAAAUCUAAGGGAAACCAGAAGGUUUUAGAGAAGUAAGAGAAAUGAACAUGCUUUCCCAAUGUGCCCUGCAGGUGGUUUUGUACAGAGAAGAUAUUACUCAGAGUCCACUUUUUAUUUAACAGUUUAUUUUUUAUUUGGUUUUUCUUGUCUUUUGCAUCCAAUUCUCUUCCUUCUCUUAACAAUCUACUAAAAAAAAAAAAAUCUACUACUGAGGCAAUUUAGUUGGGCCAAGUAAAUUCCACUCUGUGUGUGGAAGUCUACUCUGUGUAUGCGUCAAGGAUGGGGGGUAUGGGAGAGCCCAGGGCAGAAUUGAUGAGAAGGGUAUGUUCCUGGGGAGCUGAUGGUGUAGCACAAAAUGCUAGAUUCAUGUGGGGUGAGUAGAGUGAUAUGAAAUUGGAUGUAUGUGUGUUAGUGUGAUCUCAUAGUUUUCAAUAUAUACAAAUAUACACCACAGAUACAGAAUCUGUGUAUAUGUGUGUCUUAGUUACUUUUCUCAAUGCUGAGACCAAAUACCUGACACCCAAAGUUAGAAGAGGAAAGGUUUAUUGUAGUUCACUGUAGAGAUUUCAGUUUAUGUUGGCUGGCUCCAAGGCAAGGUGGCAUGGCAGAGGAGAAACAGUUCAUGACAGGCAGAAGGCAGAAAGGUGUGAGGCAGCAAUAAGUGAAGUAUUAAAGCAGCAAAGCAAAAUAUGUAAGCAGAAAGCAGUGCCAGUAGCCCUCUUUCUGUUCCUUAUAUUUCAUCUUAGGGCAGGUAGCACUCAUACCCAGAAUAGGGCACCCUUAAGCCUAGCAUCACACCAAGAAUCAGUUCCACCAUCACAUCCUUAAUUCCAGCACCACACACUCUAGAUCCAGCCACCUCCACAAAGCUUCACCCAUGACUGCAUGAGACUUUCCAGUGACAUCUAGAAACAAGCCAUAACAAUGUGCAACUGUAUACCCACAGGUAUCCACAUGUCUACUGAGAAAGCAAGGAGCAGCAAUAUUCCAAUAUGAAUAAGCACACCUAAUAGCCAUAUCUUAGUUUCUCAGCACCAUUUUCCAUGAAGAAAAAGCAGGGAUCCUUGGGAAAACAAUUCAAGGAUGAGGCAAAGAAAAUACAAGAGUCUGGAGAAGACUUUGCCAGAAAGCUAAGAGGUUUGAAGGAGAUGUAUCAAAAAGACACAGAACCCAGCUUGGAAAAGUUCCCACUGGCCAAAUCUGGGAUAGUUUAAGAAUCAAAAUAAAUAAUAACAUCAGGAGUCAAAUAAGUAACUAUGAGUUCAUACUGAUCCACAGACAUGAAUAGAUUGGAAGUUAGAUGAGAAGAGGAUAUUUACAUAGUACUUCUGCACAAAAUACUUAUGAAUUAUACAUGGAAUGAUGGAAAUGGUGGAAGACACCACUUUCAGUAAGUGAUUAAGGAGAAUAUCAUUAUCAAUGAGGCAAACUUAUUUUGUGCUCUACCAAGUAAGAUUUAUGUCUGAAUCAAUCAGUCAAUGAUCAUGUUAAAUUGGAAUAGUAAGGCUUAUCUGAUGCAACCAAGGAAUGUAGCAUUCCUUUUGUAACAGCCUGCCGAAGUUGUAUAACCUGUCAAAUCAAGAGAAAACUCAGACACAUCUGAGUCCAGAGACAUCAUGCAAAAUAACUGACCUGUAAUCUUCAGGAGUGUCAGAUCAUGAACACAGAAGAAAGACAAGGGAACAUUCCCAGACCAAAGGGGACCAUGGAUACAUUAAAACCAAACAGGAACCAUCAUUCUGAGUUAGAUUCUGAUGCUAUAAAGGCAAUUUGGGGACAACGGGUGGAAAUUGAAUGUUUUUUGAAGAAUAGAUGGUAGUAAAGUGAAAAUGAUUAUUUUUAAUUUUGAAGAUUAUUUUCUGGUUAUAUAACACAAUUUGCUUAAUGGAAAUUGCACUUAAGUAUUUGUGAGUCAAGGGGCAUCAUAGCUAUUUAUAAAUAAUUAAGAG